Molecule: messenger RNA, 1859 nt
Organism: Colias croceus (clouded yellow)
Lineage: Eukaryota; Metazoa; Arthropoda; Insecta; Lepidoptera; Pieridae
Product: transmembrane protein 138-like
Exons: 4
Coding region: 114-590 (158 amino acids)
Cellular component (GO): cilium
Source: RefSeq, a predicted model, not a curated record
UCACAUUUGAAACAAAACUGUUUUGCCGUUUGCGAGAUUUUUGUUUUUAAAUAAAUUUAAUUAAAAUCAGGAAAACUACGUGUAUAAAACACGUUUUCAGCAAACGCGUGAAAAUGAAAGUAUCAGUGCCGAGAUAUUCAACAUGUCUUGUGUUUCAAAUGCUAUUUAUGUGUUGCGAUUUAUUAUUCAACUGUUGGAGUCUGUUCCCGAAGAGUCGAGGGGGAUUGCUUCUUUUGUUCUUCUUUCAGGACCUUUGUCUCGUGUUGGCUAUAACAUCCAUACUGAUCUCUUUCUUCUCAACAUAUUUAUUUCAAGCUGGUCUAAUCGAAGUGCUGAUCCGCAAGUUCCGCGUGGCCGGCGCGGUGACGCUCGCCUACUUCCUGGUCUCCAUUGCACUACAGUCGGCAUGGAUCAUCGAGAAGUGGGAGGAGUCGGAGUCCAUCUCUAAGCCGCUCGUGAUGGUGCUGUUCACAUUGCAGCGCUGCAUGGCCCCCGGCUACUACUUCUUCUACAAGCGCGCGUCCCUGCUGGUGUCGGACCCGCGCUUCUACGAGGACAUCGACUGGAUCAACCAGAACAUCGCGCACUAGACCACACCCGCGACAACUUCACUCGCGACUCGCUUGCUAGCUGCCAACGAUAGGGUUGCCACCCGAUGACUUUCUGCGACAUGGGCGCUUGUGUUGCCAACUCUUCUUUGUUUUCGUUUAACGUUCGGCGAAUUUGUGAAAGGGACUUUAAACUUUAAGCUUUGCGGAUUAGUUGUAUUUCGGUGCUGUGCUUCUAUGCGGACUAAUUAAUUAAAAUGAGUCCAUUGUAGUUAAAGGAGAGGUGGUGAAACAUAUUUUAUGCACAACUUGUGCAGUUUCCACAUUCCUGUAGCGCAGAGAUUUGCAGUAUUAAUAAGAAAAGGAAGUUAUUUUUUAAAUAAUAUGGAUAAUUAAUAAUUAUAAUAUUUUCGUUAGUGCGUCUCGAGAGGAUUUAAACAUUCCAUUAAGAUAAAAAAUGUUCAGUAAGUAAAUUAUUUAUAAAGAAGUGUAAUAUAAUUUUAUUUCUGGCGUUUUUUUCAAUGGCAACCCUACUCAUGAUAAGAGAAUUUUCUAUAGAAGCAUAUGCAUAAGCUUUUACGAGCCUAUUUUUCACCUCUCAAUAAGAAUUACUUUCAUACUUAAGUUCAAUUAAGUUUCUGCACGACACUGAUUUCUUGCACAUAAUAUGUUCUGUCUUUGUCAGUUGACAACAUUUCAGCAUUUGUUUUGUAAGGAUAUUUAGCGAUAAUAAAGACCCACGGGAAUGGAAGUAAUUUUAAAUAUUGGCGCGAAAAAAAGUAUGUAAAAAAAAUAAAUAAAAACCCGCCAUUUUAAUUUGGUUACCAGAACCGUGGGCGUUAUGAUAUGGCCAUAACUGCUCGCCUCGAAUGACGCCAAAACCAACGAGAAUCGUAAGAAUGACGUGAAGACUGUUAAACCGGAUUAGGCUUGCACAAGUAGCGGAUAGAUGUAAUGUUAUUGUUAGGAUAAUAUCGCAGUAUUUUGUAAUUUCUUGUCAAAAAAUAUUUCUUGAGGAGCCCCGGCUCCGUCUAUACAUUGAUCUUGAUCGUUGAAAAAUUUCCUAUUUAUAUUUACGUGGCGAUACUUCGGCUGGGUCCGAGAGACCCGGGCGAUCGUAGCUGAGCUACAGUAUACUAUUUAAUAUUUAUACUACUAUUUUGUAGAUAUCAGUAUUUCUGAACAUAACUAGUCAUAGGGUAAGUUUUUAUAAGGAUAAUUUGGAUCUCAACUGCGUUUCUGUGUCGAUCUGUGACCUGUGUAGUUGUAACAGUUAUUGUAUUAUCUGUAUUCAAUAAAUAAAUCAAUGCA